AUGAAGAGGGUAGAUGCAGUGAUGUUGAUGGUGGCGAUCGUGGUGAGUUGUGCUAUCGAGUUGUGCCGUGGCCGACACGUGAUGUCGAUACGAGACUUCGCAUCCUCGACCGAGAGACGAGCUCGCCUGCUUCGAGAACACGAAAAGGGGAAUACGUGCUGGUUAGUCGGCCAGUACUUCCUGCACGCAGUGUGUAUUGAGAACGCCGUCGACCACACCGUCGUUCCCGCCACCGCUCAAGACCUGCGAAAAGUUCUGUAUUCCGUGAACCUUCGAACCUGGCUCCCAAACUUGCUUUGCUCGUCACCAACAACAACAACGUCAACGGGGGCGGGUGAAACUAUUGCUAGCGCGGGACCUGUCGACGAUGGCGAGAGAACCGGGAGGCGCCGAUGCGAGGAGACCGUGGAGGCGGCGUUGUCGGUGCCCGUAGGAUCAGUUUCUGGGCGAAUGCAAUCCUCGACGACUGAAUUGGAGAUACACGCCACCAUCGACGACAUCCCCUGGUUGCAGACGAUGGAGAAAUGCCUGGAUCAGAUGUCCUACCACACCGACUUUCUGUUGCCGCUCGACUGCCAGGUUAUGUACAUCGUGCUCGCGUCCGAGAGGGGGAAUGCACAGCUCCGGCCGGCGCUUCAGGACCUCUGGCGGCAGCAGCAGCACGCGGCGGAGCUAGGUCGGCAAGCCGUCGCCUCUGGCGAGGUUUCGAAAAUUUCGCCUUCCGUCGAAACCAUCGCGGGCCUUCUGUCUCUGCUCGACGUCGACGUCAAGAGCGAGGACUCUGACGGGAGCAGCGACGGCGGAAGAAGGGCGUCAAGCGAAGAGCCGUUCGUGAAAGUGUUGGCCCCGGUGGACGCCACAAGGGUGAACGGAGGGGCGGUGCCCUUUAUCGCGGAGGUGUACCUGGGAGGGGCUCUUGAGGAACGCCUCCUCGAAGUGAGGAACGGCAGGCGGCGAGAGGAUGCUGCUAGCAGCAAUCUCGUUGGGGGGCACGAAACCAGUACGGGACGCGUCGAGGAACGGGGGCCCGGACACUCGUCGUGGCGUCCCCCUUUCCACCGGUGCGAAGUCCGUGCUGUCGUUGACGGCGUCGUCACUACUCGCAUCCCAAUCUACGAAGAAGGCGACGGUGAUGUCCCCACGGCCACCGCUAAUACUUCUUCCGAAAAACGAGAAGGAGGAGGAGAGGAAGACACAUCGCCAGAAAACGGCGGCGGCGGCGACAAGAGAAGAAAAGCGGGUAAAGCCACCAGCCACAUAAUCAGGAGGGCCGUGAUUCCCGACUACGGCAGGCAGCGCUGCAGCGACCACCCGCGGGCGGCGGCGACCCUGGCGACUACGGCGGGGGUAGCGGGGGUGGCUAGAGACAGCUGGGGUAACUACGAAGACAUGUGGCUCAUAGAGGCACGCCAGGUAGACAGGGUUUGCACCAGGGAGGCCUUCGGGCCCCACCGCAUGCAGGGCGAGCUGGCCUGCUGUUUUUCCGACGGCGGCCACGCCGGUGACCGCGAAACAGGCGCCUCUGCCGGGAAGGAGACCUGCGAAGUCCAGGCCAUUUCGGCGCCGUUCGAGUACCAUCACACCGGGCACCUCGCCGAUGUCUUGUCCAGCUCCUGGGCCGAGCAAGAACGGGGCUUUGUCUCCGGUUCCGGUACCGCUUCGGGUGAGUCCGGACCCGGCGGCUUGCCUUUCGACCCCCCCCCGGAGGAGAUCUCGGUGUCGGUGUACGUGGAAACGGCCCCCGAUGCGGCCGCGGCCGUCAUGGCCGUUCCGCGAUGGAGCUCGGACGGGGACGUGUGGAUGGAGGCGUUCCGCACCUGUUCGGAGGCGUUCGGACCGUCACAAGGGUUUCUGAUCAACGUCAACGACUGUGUGAACCUCAUCACAACCGUAGUUUCGGCCAAGAGGGCGGACCUGUUCCGCAGGCUGGCGUUGCGAAUGGAUGCCUACGGUAUCAGCGUUCACCGCGGUGACGAAGUAGUCGAGGGCCAUACCGCCCGCUGUCCAGAAAAGGUGGAAGCUCUCGGGGCGAUGCCCCGCGAUGGAGGGCACAGCUCGCUGAACUGGCUCCUGAACUCGCAUCCUUCCACGAGGGUUUUGGCUUUCGAUCUCGGCAUGCACCAGUACGUCGGGGCCGCUAGGGAUUUUCUCCAGGCGGUCUUUCCAGGGAGGCUGGAGCUGGUUCUCGGAGACUCGAGCGAAACCGUCCCCGCUCAUACGGCCGCAGAUGCGGCGGCCGGUCGAGACCCCCGAGUUUGCGACUUGGUGUUCGUCGACGGUGACCACAGCGAAGAGGGCACCUACGCCGACCUAGUCAAUUUCGCGGCCAAGACUAACAGGCGGUGGAACGCGUUUGCGCUGGACGACUUGGACAUACCUUCCGUAACCACGGCUUGGAGGCGUUUUUCCAUGGGGGAGGGGAAGGGUCGUCUCGAGCGUGUCGUGCUGGCGUCGGCCGAAAGCUACGCUCAGGCACAGGAGAACAAGGGAGGAGGAGGGUCGUGGGACGUCACUUUCGAUACCGCUGGACACCGAAACUUCAUGCGAGGGGGCUUCUACUCGCUGGGCAUCGGAGCCCUCCUACCCUAA
This is a messenger RNA of Ectocarpus sp. CCAP 1310/34, 2589 nucleotides long. The record is from the annotation of a GenBank genome assembly. NCBI's taxonomy places the organism in Eukaryota, Phaeophyceae, Ectocarpales, Ectocarpaceae.